This is a messenger RNA of Morchella sextelata, 1905 nucleotides long. RefSeq lists its product as uncharacterized. NCBI's taxonomy places the organism in Eukaryota, Fungi, Ascomycota, Pezizomycetes, Pezizales, Morchellaceae. The transcript has 2 exons. Gene Ontology annotation, molecular function: protein binding. The coding region runs from base 1 to 1905 and encodes 634 amino acids. The record is from RefSeq and is a predicted model, not a curated record.
AUGGCGAAGUGCUUCUAUGAGCUGCCAGAGCCGGUGGCUGCCACGGUGAUGGAGGUUGAUGGGAUUAUAUUAACCCCCACCGACGCCCUCCCCCCCACGCACGCCACCUCCCCCACCCUCAUCACCCUCCCCGCACACAACCCGCGCCCCGCCCAACGCGCCAGCCGCCUCCUCGCCCCCUCCGACGACCCCCCGCCGCCAAAGGGGCUCUGGCAAACCCUCUACCACACCUUCAACUACCUCCCGGCCCUGCAGCGCCUGUACUCGACGCCGACCGACCUCCUCGUCAAGCACCUCCUCUCCGGCACCAGCCCGCACACCGACAAGCUCCUCGGAACCCCGCCGCCCCGGCGCUGGAACACAUCCCGCAGCGGCCUCGAGAAGACGGAGCAUAUCGCCUUCCACCCGCGCCUGCCGCUGCUCGCCCUGUCGUCGACGUGGGCGCGCAUCCACAUCUAUGACCUGCGCACGGGCGCCUUUGCGCCGUACUUCCUGUGUGCCGCGGAUACGCCGGCGGCCGUUACCAUCACCAGUCUUGCGUGGAAUGGAGUUAACCAGCUUGCGGUCGGGAUGGAUAGCGGCUGUGUGGAUGUAUGGAAUGUCGACCUGUCCAUUGAGAAUGCGGACGAGUGGGUGGAGGAGAGCCUGCUGAAGAGGAAGGCGAGGAGGCCCGGCCCGCUGUUUGGACUGACGCCGACACCGAUGCGGAGGCGCGCACAGAACUUGGCGGCAUUCCGGGGGCAAGCAUUCUUUGAGACGAAGCCGUCGCCUAGGACCGCAGAAAUCCUAUCCGGGAUUGAUAUCGACGGGUUCUCCUCGUCGUCGUGGUCGCCGGCGCCUUCUGAAGACGGUGGCGGCGGCGGUGGGUCGCAGAGAGCACGAGUGGAGCGCAUCCGCCUGCUCCCACAGCAUGCCCACCAGCCUGCAUUCGUGGGGAUAAUCACACACGUCGCCUUCUCCCCGAACGGGAAGCACCUGGCACUCGGGACAUCGAUGGCCGGCGUCUGGCUGCACAACAUCACUCUCGAGACCUCCUUCCGUGCCUAUCCCGCCAUUGCGAUACCCUCCUCCGCCGCUCACUGCACUGCACUUGCCUGGAGUGCCAACGCCGCAAGCAUCGUCGCUGCGUUCGCAGGCGGCCUUGUUGUUGUCCUGCCAGUGCGCGAGAACGGCGCCGGGAGUGUCACAGUAGGUGCCGCUGUGCGGUUCUACCCGCAUGUGCUGCUCGGGGUUAGGCUUGGCCGUGGAGUGGGAUCGGUUUUGAUUGUGCCUGGAGCGGCGUUUCCGACGGUUGUGGUGGCGCUGAAGCGCCGGCCGGGAGUCCAUGUCUUUCGGCUUGUGCCCGAGUCGGUCCUGAGGGCGACUGUCCGGGCUGCAAGAGCGGGCUUGGGCGGGCACGGUGGUGAGAUUGUCGGGCUUACACGGAGAAUCUAUAACUUUGCGAUCCAAGCCGCAGCACAGCUAUUAUUCGGUGACAACGGUGGUGAGACUAUCACCAUCGUCCAUGUUGGCAGUCUCGAGACCGAAUGGACACCAUACGCCCCUACCACUAACGCUACCUCCUCCAAUGCGCGGAAGCCCGCUACUCUCGACGACAAUGAUCCCGAAGCCGCGAUUUCCGGCUACGGCGGUGCAGUACAGCACAUGGCGCUCGAUCCCAGCGGCCAGCGCCUCAUAGUCGUCUUCUCCGGCGGGCCCGACACCCACCGGUCCGUCGUCUGGUUUGACGCCAGCAGCAUCACUGCGUCCGCGGCGGCCAUAGGGGCCCUCGGCGUGCUCAAGAUGGAGCGGGUGGGAGAGGUCGGAUUUGCGGCGGGCGGUGGGGAGAGUGUUUGUGCUGGUAUUGUUGUGAACGGUGGCAGGAACAUUGCGUUUUUCAGGGGCGUGGGGAGUGAAAAUGCCUAA